UAGAUCUCACAGACUGUGACAGACCAUAGCCCAGUGAGACAUUUACACACCACUAUUUGGUCUACAAUGAAUUGUAUGUUAACACAUACGCUAGCUAAUAGACUAUUUAUAUGACAAAGGACACAUGAUCUUUGAAGCAAAGCGAUUGAGAGUAAAAUGAUGUAAGGGAAUGUUUCUGUCAAGCAACCGAACACCGGCAGUCUGAAUAACUCCUCUCCCCUUGCCUCCACUGUCCUAAAAAUUGUCACUCCAGAUCAGCGUUCGAGACGCGACGAGAGCAGCAAGUUCGCCCGCGCUGCUCCAUUCUGCUCCGUUCGUUUCCCUCUGUCUGCCGGUGGCGCUGAACCGCUGCAGCACGCAGCCCGGACGUUGGGGGCUGGCAUACUGCGCGCGAGAGAGAGAACAGAAUGAGAGAAAAGGACCAGACCAGUCGAGCUUGUUGCAAAUCUGUUUCUCUUCGAAGCGGACGUGUUCGGGACAGAGAGAAGAGAGGACGAGAGUGAGCAAGAUGAGGAAGGGAAGACUGAGUUUCAACUCAUGAAAGAAAGGGGAACAAAUGGGGGGGAAAUACCUGUUAUAUCAAGGAAAGAAUUUACUUUAAUAUUACACCCAAGCCACAUCUGGAAAUAGUCGUUCCUCGGACGUUCUCUGGAAGAAGCAGCUCGAGACUCCAGGUCAGGAGGUGUAGUGGAGAUGCAGCCCAAGAAGUAGGGAGAUUCUGGGGAUGAGAAGUCCCUGUUCUCUCCCUGUCUUCCCCAGAGAACCAGGAGAACACUGGGACUCUCAAACAGGUAAAGAGUGUGUGUUCAGUGUAUGUCCAGCCUUGUCCAGGUACCAUGGCUCUGGUUCAGACCCUGCCUGUGUCCACAACUGACCACCCCAAGCCUCCUACCAGCCUCGACAUCAUCUCCCUCUCCCCCGUGGUUGGAGGGCCCUGUGGCCCCGGAGCCACCAUGGGCUCCGUCAGCAGCCUCAUCUCUGGCCGGACCUAUCAGGAGCAGCGACACUGCCGGGCCGCCAGCGAGUUCAGCACUAAGACACGCCAUAACACCCCAACCACCAGCUGUUUCAGGCUCCAGGGUGAUAGCAACACCCUGCACAGCGCGAGCUCCUUGGAACAACUACUGGUCAUCAACAACCAGACCCAGAUCCAGAUCACACAGCUCCAGCCCCCGCCACUGCCCACCAAGAAGCAGCCCCGGGCAGGUAACUCUGCUGGUGGGGCAGGGUGUGCGGCUGGAGGUGGUGGUGGUGCGGGGAAUGGAAACUAUGGGUUUGUGACUGAGGUGGUGACUGUAGGAGACUGGAAUGAUAACCAUGUGGUGGCGGUCGGGAGUCCGUGUAGCGACUCGGAGGAGCAGAGGGAUAACCGAGGUCUCAACGGGAAUAUUGGCGGUCCGCCGCCCAAACUCAUCCCUGUGUCGGGAAAACUGGAGAAGAACAUGGAGAAGUUUCUGAUCCGUCCCACUGCGUUCAAACCAGUGGUCCCCAAGAACCGUCACUCGGUGCAGUACCUCUCCCCGAGGCCAGGGGGCAGCCUAUCUGAGAGCCAGGGCAGCCUCAACCUCCUCCUGCCCCUACCUAUCAACGGGAAUAACGGAAAUACUGUGGUCAACAGCCCGGGGAGCUACGGAAAUGUAGUAUCUCUGCUCUGCUCCUCCUCUUCCUCGGACAGCAAAAGGAACUCGUACAGCGGAGGACGCAAUGCUCGCAGCAGCCAGUCCUGCUCCAUGUCAGACUCUGGCCGUAACUCCCUGUCCAGCCUCCCCACUCACAGCAGUACCGGCUACAGCUUGGCCCACAGCGAGGCCUCUGGGUCUGGAGGGUCCGGGGUGGGCCUGGAGCCUGGGGCUGGAAGAACUACUACUACCAACGUAGGAGGGUCGGUGACCCACGGAGUUCACAGUCACUCAACCUCCCACGGUCACUCUAACUCGGACAGCGGGCGUUCGUCAUCCAGUAAGAGCACGGGGUCGGGGUCGCUGAGCGGGCGCGGCCAGCCCCUGUCAGACAGUGGGUCGUGUGGGCACUCACCCCCGCCUCUGGAGGGGUACGAGGGCGUGAUGAGGGAGCUGGAGGAUAAGCUGAGGGAGAGGGAUUUGGAACUGCAGCAGCUCAGAGAGAACCUGGACGAGAACGAAGCCGCCAUCUGUCAGGUGUACGAGGAAAAGCAGCGUCGCUGUGAGAGGGAGCUGGAAGAAAUGAGACAGAGCUGCUCUUCCAAGAUGAAACAGGCUACACAGAAGGCCCAGAGAGUACAACAGGCCUUACAACUACAGGUGUUCCAGCUGCAGCAGGAGAAAAAGACACUUCAGGAGGACUUCUCCUCUCUGCUACAGGACAGGGAGGUGCUGGAGAGGAGGUGUGCUUCCAUACAGAGAGAACAGAUCCAGUUGGGACCGCGCCUAGAGGAGACGAAGUGGGAGGUGUGUCAGAAGUCAGGUGAGAUAUCCCUGUUGAAACAGCAACUGAAGGAGAUCCAGUCAGAGCUGAGCCAGAAGGGUGGGGAGCUGGUGGUCCUGAAGUCCCAGCUGAGGGAGGCCAGGACCGACCUCCAAAACAGCCAGGCCAGGAGCCAGGAGGCUGGUUCGGCCCUGCGGACACGCUCUCUGGAGCUAGAGGUCUGCGAGAAUGAGCUCCAGCGCAGGAAGAGCGAGGCUGAGCUUCUCCGCGAAAAAGUCAUACGCUUGGAAGAAGAGUCGGCCCAGCUUCGAGGUGCCCUGGCCAAUCAGGGAGGAGGCCAGACGCCGGCUAAUAAGGGCCAGUGCAUGAGCCUGCCCCUCCCCCAGGGCCGUGUGGGUGUGGAGGGUGGAAAGGGGGGCCCCAGCCCCUCUAUGGGUUACCGUGAGGCGGAGGAGGGCAGGCUGGUAUGGGGAGGGGAGAGUGAUGAGGCCAAGACUCAGAGGCAGAGUGCUGAAGCUGUGCUUGGACUCAGGCAACAGGUGGAGAGGCUGAGGGCAGAGCUGAUGUACGAGAGGAGGAGUAGUGAGGAGCAGCUGGGAGGAUUCGAGGAGGAGAGAAGGGUCUGGCAGGAGGAGAAGGAAAAGGUGAUCCGCUACCAGAAGCAGCUGCAGCAGAACUACAUCCAAAUGUACAGGAGGAACAGAGAUCUGGAGAGGGUGAUGAGAGAGCUCAGUCUAGAGCUGGAGAACAGAGACAUAGAGGACUACGACAUCCACAGCGGUAGCAACGACAUCCACUUUGAGGAGAUGACCGCUACUGAGAUCUAGAGGCGAAAACAACAGGGGUGUCCUCUCGCCCCAUUGAGAUUUAGAGACCAGACAGAGACGUUGUCUAACCCCAGUGAUAUCAAAAUCAAAUCAAAUUGUAUUGGUCACAUACAUAUGUUUAGCAGAUGUUCAAUGCUUGUGUUUCUAGCUCCAACAGUAGCAUCUCCUGAUAUUUAGAGACAAGGGUGUCCUCUCGCCCCCAUGACUGUUAAUACCAGCACCCUGAAAUUAUCUGAUUUCCCAAUCACUGCUACUGAGAGGACUGCGUCCAAAACGGAACACUAUUUCCUAUGUAGUGCACUACCAUUGGCUAGAGAACAGGGUGCCAUUUGAAAUGUGCAUCUAGGAUACCGAGGGUAUAUCUGAACUUAUUCCCCUAACCACAGUACAAGCACUCUUUACUUCCCUAUGGACCGUUUGCUGUCAUGGACAUUAAGGGAGCAUCUCUGUUUAAGGGUGGAUCCGCUCCACUAGACAUUGGGAGGCACCCUCCUCCUGGACCACACAGGAACAGCUGACUACCUGCAGUCAGAAAAGACUCCAUCACAUCUUUAUUCAGACUUAAAAGAGAGGUUAGUGUGUAUCUCAAUAGUUUAGAGUGUCUUCCUCUCCAGAGUAAGAUUCACCCUCAGACCAACACAUGCUCCUUGCCUCCUCACAUGGGUUUGAUUGCCCAGCUAUAGUACCAGCACUCUUUGGGACGUAUAUGACUUUUGACUUGAGAAACAAGCAGGUACCACUCAAACCUCGCUCAAAUCAGUGUAUUGAAAGCAAAGGGGAGAAUCGAGUCGAGUAUAAUCACAUCUGUAUGGCGCACACAGGUGUGAGUACCUGACCACCAGCACAUAAUGAUGACAUUAAUAUAACGAUGACAUCAUCACCGCUCGACUGUGUUUUUCGUUCGUCCACAGGACUUUGUGCACCUUUGCACUAAAGCAAUGAUAUAAUAACACUUUCACAAUUUGUGCUGUCAAUGUUAUGUAUACAGUGUUCAGUGGAUCAGCAACUCAUCAAGAAGUAGUACAGAAAGGACAAGAAAUAAUCCACUGGCCAGGAAAUAUGGAUUUAUAUUCGGUGGAAUUGGACCAUGUAGUAUUUUGAUGGGAUGUAUAAGGACUGUUGGCACAAAUAGCAAAUGCAACUGUUCAGUUUUCAGCACUGGCUAUGAAAGGAACUGUAGUCUACAUUCUUCCUUGUUCAUGGAGUCUUCAAACAUCCUGGAUUUCUAUCAUUGGCUGCUUGCAGCUAACAUGUCAACAUUCUCUUCUGUCAUUGGCUGAGCCAUAUCUGUCAGUUGAUAUUGACUCUCAGCUCCCCAUAUCAGACUGAGAGAUGUGGUGAGAAGGAAGAGAAAACCAAAAGAAGACAUCAAAGGCUUAAUGUGAGUGCUGUGUUGUGCUCCUCCUCUCUCUAAAGCCAAUAGUCACCCUAUUGUAUCUUCUCUACAACCUCUCUCAUGUGAAUGACACAAACAGAAGCAAGUAGCACUAUGAGGGAGUGAUGAGCAUGGGAGAUAUCAGCACAAAUGCAACCGCUUCCCUUCUCUCUCUCUCUCUCUCUCUCUCAGCACAAACAUAUCAGAGGAAGAAACACACCUUAAUUGGUCAACUCAAGCUGCCCGUCAAAGAUAUCGAUACUGCAUUGGCUGCUGGGAUUGUUAUGGAGCCGUAUUGGAUCAGUGAGCAUAUGGUGUCACUUUUCCUUAUGGUAUCACAGUGAAACCAACAAAACAUCCCUGUUCAACAGUUCUGAGCUCCCCCCUCCCUUGGCCUCUCUCACUGUCGCAAACACUGGACUGUGAAUACUCUACUAACGUUUUACUUUUUAUUACUAGACCCCCCCUUUCCCUCACUCUCAUCAAAAAGCCAAGUAACACUUCCUAGACUUCCUGUCCCUUCUGGCCAGUGACUGUGAGGCUCACUCACUGACACCUAGAUAAUGUGGAUGGCAAAAGUCUGUCAAAGUCUGGGAGAGGUAAUGUAGGGCAGGGUUCCCCAACUGGCAGUGAUUUUAUUUGGCCACCGAAGUUUUCUGAGCAAAAAAACAUAUAUAUAUAUAUAUAUAUAUAUAUAUAUAAUUCUAUAUUUUUUAAACGUUGUUGGAUAUAAACAACUAAAAACACCAGCAAAUCAGCUCCAGGUGAUUUUAAUUUUGGAAAUCUGUUCCAACGCAUAAUAGUGAAACAUACAUGUGAUCGUAUACAAAUGUAAACAAGGUUUGAAAUAAUUGUUUAAGUCAAAUAUAUCUGUUUGGGCAUUUUGCAUUCAAUUUGCGGUCUACAAAUUAUUUGUAAUUAUGUACCAGUCCGCUGACCAUCCGCUCAAGAAAAUGUCAGCUUGCGGCUAAAUCUAGUUGAUGAUCCCUGAUGUAGGGGUUUGUGCUGGACAGUGCAUGAUAUAUUAGCCUAAGGCAUGACAAACAGGUCAUUAUGGAACUGUUACAGUGGUUAUAUCAACAUUUUGGCAACCACUGCCAUAGAAAUAUCAUUAAUAGAAUGUAAUUCUAUUUCUAUGUGGGGAACCAUAGAUAAAUAUUAGAGUCUUCAGUUGUGCUUCCUCAUAAGAAGGGAUUAAACUAGAGCUCUGGUCUUUUAUAUUAGAGGUAAACAGAGUUUAUAAAAAAGGAAUCUAACAGAUAAAUGGAAAUCAAUAUGAUCAAUGAUGAUGAUGUAUAUUUUUUUUUAUGUAGCAGCUGAAGAUAUUUUGUGGUAACACCAGUACCAUGGGGUUUAAUGUACAAAGUAUAAUAAAGCGUUCUAUAUAUCUUUCCAGUACCACACAUAUACCAAUGAGAUGAUUCAAAACCAUUGGAAAGGGUCUGGGAAGAGUGGCGCGAACAUUGAAACUCCACUCUUUGUUGUUGACCAAGCUGCAUUAUGAUUUAACAAACAUACAAAAAUAUGGGAAAUAUCCAGCUUUUAGCCAAAAGGUUUACAUUGGUCAGCACAUUAAUAGUCAUCCUUGUUCAAUGCGAAUGAGUUUUCAUUUUGGCGGCCAUUAUCAUCAUCAUCAUCAUCAUCAUUAUCAUCUAUAUCACCCAAUAUCAUUGUCAUCGUUGUGUUUGUCAUCUUCAGACUUAUUAACACACAAAGCAUUUAAUCCAAAUAAUAUCUCAACUAAAAAUGUGUUCAUCUCAUAUGGUACAAACAUUCAUCUUCAAUUUAGUCGUAUAGGUCUACAAAGUUACCAUUUUACAACAUUCAAGAUGUAUCUUUAAGACAGGAAUAGAACAUAUUAUGUUCCAGUGUGGAUGUACCAUCAUCUGUAACACAGUCAGGUGGAAAAAGCAGCUCAGGUGUCAUUCUUUUAGUUGAACCUUUAUUUAACUAGGCAAGCCAACUAAGAACAAAUUCUUAUUUACAAUGACAGUCUACCACAGCCAAACCCUAACCCAGAUGACGUUGGGGCAAUGGGACUCCCACAGCUAGCUGUGAUAUAGCUCAGAAUCGAACCAGGGUCUCCAGUGACACCUCUAGCACUGACAUGCAGUGCCUUAGACCGCUGUAAUGACUAACACAGUAGCACAGGUGUAAUGGUUAACACAGUAGCACAGGUGUAAUGGUUAACACAGUAGCACAGGUGUAAUGGUUAACACAGUAGCACAGGUGUAAUGGUUAACACAGUAGCACAGGUGUAAUGGUUAACACAGUACAGUAGCACAGGUGUAAUGGUUAACACAGUACAGUAGCACAGGUGUAAUGGUUAACACAGUACAGUAGCACAGGUGUAAUGGUUAACACAGUACAGUAGCACAGGUAAAGUGAACUGAAAGGGACCCCAGUGUUAAUUUUGGCACUCUGUAACAGAUUUAGUCAUUUUGACUUAAAUAUCAUCAAGUCUGAUUCACAUUUGAAUAAUGAUUUAGUGUAGUUAUUGUCAAAAUGACAAAAAGAGGGGUCCAUUUUUGUCAACUUUCAUUUUAGUCGUUUUUAUUGCCUCAGUAACUUAUAGUAAACAUAAAUCACUGACUUCCAUGUGCACAAACAUACAUACAGUAGUAGCCAUGUUCUACUAACAUAUUUUUCUGCAUAAAAUCCUAUUCUCAUCCCAACAGCAGAAAUAUGACAAACAUAUAUAAGAAUUAUUUGGCCUCGGUCGCGUCAUUUCCAUUUAUCAACGUUCCACAGACGCCGCAGCCACAUGUCCAAAAGUAGAACGGGGCACAGACGUCAGUUCAACGUCUAGUUUUGAUUUACAUUUGGUUGAGUUGUCAACUAGCCUGAAUUCAAUGUGAGAUCAGCAUAAAAUGUCAUGUCAUUGGAUUUAGGAUAAAAGUUGGGUGUAAAAAAGACAACACUUCCUUACGUUGAUGACUUUUUUCAAAUCCAAUCAGUUUUACACUUUGAUUCAACUUCAUCACAUUAAAUUAUUUUUGUUGAAAUGACGUGGAAACAAUGUUGAUUCAAACAGUUUUUGCCCAGUGUGUAAUGAUUUAGAACAAGAGGGAACUAAUGCCUGUUUUGCCCAGUGGGUAAUGAUUUAGAACAGGAGGGAGCUAAUGACUGUUUUGCCCAGUGAUGUAGUUGAUUAAUUAAACCUCGAAACCUAAUCCCAACUAAGUCCCAACUAAGUCCCCUGUGCUCGAGUCCAAGUCAGAGUCACCAAUGGUCGAGUCACGAGUCCUGGUCCAAGUGCUCAAGUCUGAGUCACCAAUGGUCGAGUCACGAGUCCUGGUCCAAGUGCUCAAGUCUGAGUCACCAAUGGUCGAGUCACGAGUCCUGGUCCAAGUGCUCAAGUCUGAGUCACUGGCUCCACUCAAAAUAAAGCCAUUUACCCUGUCAGAGGUAGUGUAGUGUCAAGAUGAAUUUAUUCAAUAAAUUGUUUGCUAUUCCUUUUCCUUUCUAUCUAUGCUACCAAAUGUUUGCAUAGGCUACUGGUAAUGUUACCAGGGCCACGUUCAGUUGCAAAACGUUGUUGAACGUUGCAGAUAGAAAUCCCAUGAAUAGAGCCAACGUUAUUCCUUAUUCAACAUGUCAGAUAGAAAUGUGCUAUGUAGAACAAACAUGCCUAUCAGAGCUUUCCGUCCUGCUGAACACGGCCCAGGUUGUUAGCUAUAACUAGCUAAUGAGGUAACAUGACUGAACAAAGUGUAGUCUAAAUAGAUGGUUACUUGUCCGGUCCUAGUUUUAGAACAGAUAUGCUUUAUGAAUGUUAAAUGCUCCCCGCCAAUGCAUGAUAGAAAGAAAAAACGUAGCGUCGGUAUUAUGGUUCAAACCUUUAGAACGGUAAUCUCAAGACGUUUUCUUAAACCGUGUCUUUUUCCUGCAGUCUGAACAGGCAAAAACCACAAAGGAAUCUGAUAAUUCAAGUCACAUUUCAAACCACCUUCGUAGAUGGCUUGAAGUCAGAUACAAAUCUGAUUCCUGGUCAAGUGACUUGUGUCUGAACGGGAAAAUCAAAUUUAUUUGCCCUCAAGUGAUUUUGAAAGUUGGAUAAUAUUUUCCUUUGAGGCUAUAAAGUGUUCCUACACUAUGAUUUUGAACAUUCAAAGCAACUGGGAAACAUUCUACAUAACUUCUGAGUGAUGAGGAAUCAUGAACACCACCACAGAUCAGUUCUAAAAACUAUUGUUCAGUCCCACUUAGUAGUCAGACUUGAGAUCAUUUAGUCUCGUCUUGUUUUAGGCAACUGAAAUAUAUUUUUUUGUUUAGUUAUAGUUUUUUUCUGGUCUAUUUAGUCAGUUAUAGUCUAGUCAACUGCCACUGAAAAAGUAGGUGUUUUGACAAAUAUUUGAGUCCUUAUUUUUGUUGACUAAUGUAACUGUGAGGAACCCCCUCGGUGAAAGCACAGUGCACUCUGAAUACCCCUUUCCACAUUUCUCACUUUUCUUCAUAACCCCAUAAUAACAAUUUUCUGUGUAAAUACAGUCAGUAUCUAACUGAAAAUGGCAUACAGGUAACUGCCAAAAUAAAGGAAACACUUGUGUAAAUGAGGGAUACAAAGUAUAUUGAAAGUAGGUGCUUCCACACAGGUGUGGGUCUUGAGUUAAUUAAGCAUUUAUCAUCCCAUCAUGCUUAGAGUCAUGUAUAAAAAUGCUGGGCAGUCCAUUAUUUUGGCUACCAUGGCUAUGCUCCCCCCAUAGGAUUACAAGGCCCUGGUCACAGGGCACAAGUGAUCACUGAAUGGUUUGAUGAGCAUGAAAACCAGAUCUCAACCCAAUUUAACACUUAUGGUAGAUUGUGGAGCGGUGCCUGAGACAGCGUUUUCCACGACCAACAAAACAACAGUGUUUUCCCUCCAAUAGAGUUCCAGACACUUGUAGAAUCUAUGCCAAUGUGCAUUGAAGCUGUUCUGGCUCGUGGAGGCACAACGCCCUAUUAAGACUUUGUUAGUGUUUCCUUAAUUUUGGCAGUUACUUCUACAUUGAGUGACAUUCUAGUCCUUUACUCAGACCAAAAUAUAUAUUUCAAAUGUAGCCACUGUGACUAGACCAAAGCAACGUAACACGUUUGUUUGCAUUUGUCUUGUUUCUUUUCUUCCUUAGUGUGCAUAAGUAUACAAUUAUAUUUUAGUGUGUUUAGGUGUUCUGUUCCUUUAUUAAUCCAUGGUGUUUGUAGUCAUUCAUGUAUAUUUUCAUGCUGUAAAUUUAUUGUACAAAAGUAUGUUUGUUUUUAAUUAAAGAUACAAAAUGUCA
Oncorhynchus keta (chum salmon) is the source of this 9863-nucleotide messenger RNA. Its product is annotated as leucine zipper putative tumor suppressor 2 homolog. Gene Ontology annotation, biological process: negative regulation of canonical Wnt signaling pathway; cell division. The transcript has 9 exons. The record is from RefSeq and is a predicted model, not a curated record. NCBI's taxonomy places the organism in Eukaryota, Metazoa, Chordata, Actinopteri, Salmoniformes, Salmonidae. Bases 837 to 3230 code for a protein of 797 amino acids.